Molecule: messenger RNA, 1449 nt
Organism: Linnemannia hyalina
Lineage: Eukaryota; Fungi; Mortierellomycota; Mortierellomycetes; Mortierellales; Mortierellaceae
Source: the annotation of a GenBank genome assembly
AUGUACCCGAAUCAAAGCGGGCGUGUCCUCGACAAGGAGAACGACAUCGUCACAGAGAACAAUGCCGGCCGCACUGGAACCACAGGACCAGGAGGGCUCCAUGCCAAUCUCGUCAAACAGAACUCUCUCAUGGGAAAUCGGACCCCUUCAAAGCAACAGCCUCAAGGACUCAAGAUGAAUCCUGCUGGCUCAAAGACCCCUAUCCAAGGCAAGGUCUCUAACUUGGGCCACAACUCCCCUUCAGCUCAAAGCGUUCUCAGACCAAAGACCAACUACCAGCUGCCACCGACAGCACCCGUGGCCGAUGACAGCAACACUGCUAACCUAAACCAGAAGAAGAAGAGCGGAUUGGCACGGACAUUCAGCACUGUUCUCGAUUCCAAUAAUAACAACAACAACAGCGAUUCCACCAAAGUGCCUUCCACGCCUAUCAAGUCCGAUUCUUCCAGACGCCUCUCUUUGACCAAGCGCGGAUCUGCAAAAGCCAGACUUGUGGUCCACAAGGACGAACCGGCACCAGAAGAUAUCGCACAGGCACCCAUCAAAACUAACCUUGGCACCGGCCAAAACAUCAAGACAACCGGUGGUGGCAGCGGAGGAGAAGGAGGCGCAACAACAUCUCGCCGACCAGUGACUCGUCUUACCGAAGCAGUACCAUUGGAAUCAACUACUACGAUUCUGUCAAUUGGACGAUCAUUGGAGAGCGAGGACAAGGUCGUUGUUGGUCAAGCUAAGGCUGAGACCAAGCGACGCGCCCUCACCAACGAGGAUGACAAACUCGAUAUCGAGUACUGCCCUCCACCCAUUGAAGAACGACCGUACGAGCCCGAUUUCGAGGUGAUCAACUACGACGUUCUUAAGACUGACCCUCCAUCAUUGGCAUACCAAUACCAAUACUUUGACUACUCUGAACCUCCACUGCCCGACUUUGAGCUUCUCCCGACCCAACGACCAUCCCGUGCAUUCUCAUCUUCAUCGGAACUGUCAGACACCGAAUUGUAUAUCCCUGUCGCCAAGACAACUCUCACUGCGGAUGGUCAUUUGGACGUUACCUGGAGCGAGGACGACGAUAACGAGGAGAACGACGGUUCCCCUCACCCUUUAGGCGGUAUCUCCCACGGCCACACUGGCCCCAUCAGCAGUGGUCGUCGAUUUGGAAUCAAGGAUCUGCCGAAUGAGGACAAGCUCCGAGCGCCGUUUGAUGGAUUCAUGUUUGAUCUGUCGGAGGAUUCUUUGAGCGAGGACGAGGAUGAUAUCUUUGGUAGCAUUAGAGUUGGAGCAACCAGCAGCAGCAGCAGCAACCGCACUGGUAGCAAGAGUAACAAGGAACAGGUCAAGGGAGUUGCAGCGGAGGAGGCUGACGAAUUCAACAAGGCCAUUGGUCUCGACGAUCUUGAGGACGAGAGCAAGGUCAAGGCGCCCUUCUCUGACUUUUCCUUUGACCUCUGA